Opisthocomus hoazin is the source of this 804-nucleotide messenger RNA. NCBI's taxonomy places the organism in Eukaryota, Metazoa, Chordata, Aves, Opisthocomiformes, Opisthocomidae. The record is from RefSeq and is a predicted model, not a curated record.
CGGCGGCGGGCCACGCACCGCAACGCCUUCAAGCGCGUGGCUGUCAUCCAGGCCUUCCUGGGCUCCACGCCGCAGCUCACCCUCCAGCUCUACAUCAGCAUCCUGGAGAAGUACGUCCCUGCCACCCGAGCCAUCCUCAUGGGCAUCUGCCUGGUGUCGGUCACCUACGGCGCGCUCGUCUGCAACGUCCUGGCCAUCCAGGUCAAGUACGAUGACUACAAGGUCCAGCUGCGGCCGCUGGCCUUCCUCUGUAUCGUGCUGUGGCGCAGCCUGGAGAUCUCCACCCGUGUGACCGUCCUCGUGCUCUUCAGCACCGUCUUCAAGCACUGGAUCAUCCCCAUCGCCCUGGCCAACCUGCUGGUGGUCUUCUUCUUGCCCUGGGUGCAGUUCUGGCGGAGCGGCACCCGCCUGCCCGACAACAUCGAGAAGAACUUCAGCCGGGUGGGCACGGUGGUGGUGCUCUGCGCCUUCACCCUCCUCUAUGCCGGCAUCAACAUGUUCUGCUGGUCGGCCGUGCAGCUCAAGCUGGACGACCGGGACCUCAUCCCGCGGUCGCAGAACUGGGGCCGCCUGGCCAUCUACUACGUGGCCCGGCUGGCGGAGAACACGGCCCUGGUCGUCCUCUGGUACUUCUUUAAGACAGAUGUCUACGAGAACAUCUGCACCCCGCUGCUGGUGGUGCAGCUGCUCCUGGGCUACUGCCUGGGCAUCUACUUCAUGCUCCUCUUCUUCCAGUACCUGCACCCCUGCCGCCAGCUCUUCCGCCACAACGUUGCCGACUUCUUCGCGUUGGGGCUUGGCUGA